Molecule: messenger RNA, 2772 nt
Organism: Arabis nemorensis
Lineage: Eukaryota; Viridiplantae; Streptophyta; Magnoliopsida; Brassicales; Brassicaceae
Source: the annotation of a GenBank genome assembly
AUGGAUUCUACUAAUGGUAACGGCAAUGGUGCUGAUGUUGAAUCAGCAAACGUGAGUGAGGUUGCUGAUGCAUUGCCCCCUCCUCCACCAGUUAUACCUCCCAAUGUUGAGCCUGUGCGGCUUAAAACCGAACCAGCUGAGAAGAAAAACAUGCGAGUCCCUAUGGCUCGGCGUGGCUUUGGAUCAAAGGGGCAAAAGAUACAACUGUUGACUAACCAUUUUAAAGUCAAUGUGGCUAAUCUUACCGGCCACUUUUACCACUACAGUGUAGCUCUCUUCUAUGAUGAUGGACGUCCUGUUGAACAGAAGGGAGUUGGUCGAAAGGUGCUUGACAAAGUUCACGAGACUUACCACUCUGAUCUAGAUGGUAAAGAGUUUGCCUACGACGGUGAGAAGACGCUGUUUACCUUUGGAGCUCUCCCUAGCAACAAGAUGGAUUUCUCUGUGGUUCUUGAGGAAGUAUCUUCCGCAAGGACCAAUGGAAACGGAAGUCCCAAUGGGAAUGAAGAUCCAAGUGACGGUGAUAGGAAAAGAAUGCGUAGGCCUAACCGGUCCAAAAACUUCAGAGUGGAGAUCAGCUAUGCAGCUAAAAUUCCUCUACAAGCUCUUGCUAAUGCAAUGAGAGGGCAGGAAUCCGAGAAUUCCCAAGAGGCGAUUAGGGUCUUGGAUAUAAUCCUGCGUCAACAUGCGGCCAGACAAGGAUGCUUGCUUGUGAGACAGUCAUUUUUCCACAAUGACCCAAGCAAUUGUGAACCUGUUGGUGGUAACAUCUUGGGCUGUAGAGGAUUUCACUCGAGUUUCAGAACAACACAGGGUGGCAUGUCUCUUAACAUGGAUGUUACAACCACAAUGAUAAUCCAGCCUGGUCCGCUGAUUGAUUUUGUUAUUGCUAACCAAAAUGCAAAGGAUCCGUUUACUGUUGACUGGUCUAAGGCAAAAAGAACGCUCAAGAACCUGAGGAUUAAAGUCAGCCCCUCAAACCAGGAGUACAGAAUCACUGGCAUGAGUGACAAGCCAUGCCGGGAACAGAUGUUUGAAAUGAAGGACAGGAACUCGAAGAAUGAAAAUGGAGAGUUUCAAACUAAGGAAGUGACAGUGUUUGACUACUUCAAAGAAGAACGAAAGAUGGACUUGCAAUAUUCUGGGGAUCUUCCAUGCAUCAACGUUGGGAAGCCAAAGCGACCCACUUAUAUUCCAAUUGAGCACUGCACCUUGAUUCCCCUUCAGAGGUACACAAAAGCACUGAACACGUUCCAAAGAUCUGCCCUUGUCGAAAAAUCGAGACAGAAGCCCCAAGAGAGGAUGAAUGUUCUUUCUAAAGCACUGAAAGUUAGCAACUAUGAUGCUGAACCUCUCUUGCGAUCCUGUGGCAUCUCGAUCAGCUCCACCUUUACUCAAGUGGAGGGUCGUGUUCUACCAGCUCCCAAGCUGAAAAUGGGAUGCGGAGAUGAGCUGUUUCCAAGAAACGGUCGUUGGAAUUUCAACAACAAGCAAUUUGUUGAGCCAAUCAAAAUUGAACGAUGGGUUGUGGCCAACUUCUCUGCGCGCUGUAAUGUACGUCAGCUAGUUGAUGAUCUUAUCAGAAUUGGAGGAUCGAAAGGAAUUAAAAUUGAUGGUCCCUUUGAUGUGUUUGAGGAGAAUCAUCAGUUUCGCCGUGCUCCUCCUCUUAUUCGUGUAGAGAAGAUGUUUGAGGAAAUCCAGUCCAAACUCCCUGGAGCACCACAGUUCAUACUCUGUCUGCUCCCUGAGAGAAAGAACUGCGAGCUCUAUGGUCCAUGGAAGAAGAAAAACCUAACUGAAUACGGCAUUAGAACUCAGUGCAUGGCACCAGUGCGGCAGCCUAAUGAUCAAUAUCUUACAAAUUGUCUUCUGAAGAUCAAUGCAAAGCUUGGAGGCCUGAACUCAGUGUUAAGUGUUGAACGUACACCAGCCUUCACAGUCAUUUCCAAGGUUCCAACCAUCAUCCUUGGGAUGGAUGUCUCACAUGGAUCUCCUGGACAGUCUGAUCACCCGUCCAUUGCUGCUGUGGUGAGUUCGAGAGAGUGGCCUCUAAUCUCCAAAUACAGAGCAUCUGUUCGCACACAGCCUUCAAAGGCUGAGAUGAUCGAGUCCCUCCUCAAGAAAAACGGAACUGAAGAUGAUGGCAUUAUCAAGGAGUUACUGGUAGAUUUCUACACCAGCUCGGGUAAGAGGAAGCCAGAGCAUAUCAUAAUUUUCAGGGAUGGUGUUAGUGAAUCUCAAUUCAAUCAGGUUCUGAACAUCGAACUCGAUCAGAUCAUUGAGGCAUGCAAGCUUCUAGAUGAGACAUGGAACCCGAAAUUCCUUUUGAUGGUGGCUCAAAAGAAUCAUCACACCAAGUUUUUCCAGACUGGGUCUCCUGAUAACGUUCCUCCAGGGACCAUCAUCGACAACAAAAUAUGUCACCCAAAGAACAAUGACUUCUAUCUCUGUGCUCACGCUGGAAUGAUUGGAACUACUCGCCCUACCCAUUACCAUGUCCUGUAUGAUGAGAUUGGUUUUUCACCUGACGAACUUCAGGAACUCGUCCACUCGCUCUCCUAUGUGUACCAAAGAAGCACCACUGCCAUUUCUGUUGUUGCACCGAUCUGCUAUGCUCACUUGGCAGCUGCUCAGCUGGGGACGUUCAUGAAGUAUGAGGACCAGUCUGAGACAUCAUCAAGCCAUGGUGGUGUCACGGCUCCAGGACCAGUCUCUGUUGCACAGCUUCCAAAACUCAAAGACAACGUUGCCAACUCCAUGUUCUUCUGUUAG